GGACACGUGGCUCACGCCUGGGAGGCAGCGCAGUUUCAUAUUAAAUGCAAUCACAUUUCAACCAAUGCAAAACACGCCUACACCGGCGAGAUUAAUCGAAACCCCUCACUGAAGUGUGACAGUUACACCUUGGUUUGAAAGAAGAAAGAAGUUGUAGUUAACCGCCUGACAACCUGCCGCCUUUUUGGACGAGAAACAAGACGUGUCUUUUGGUUUCCCCUCUGUAUUUCAACCACGGAGAACACUUCUGAGGGGUUAUUCCAGCAGGUUCUUGGCCAUGUCUCCCAGGCCUAGUGUUGAGCUCACAGGGUUCUUCUGGCCAGAGGUGAGCUGCAGUUCUGUGUGUUGGUCAUCAUUGCUGUGAGAUCUACCGAUCUGUUGACCCCUGACCCCGCAGUGCCCGUUAUCACCCAAUCAUCAUGGCCCCUGUGCCACCUGGCAUCCGCUUCCUGGCCUCCUUCAACAGAGACCAGUGGUACCGAGCCUUCACAUUUAGCCUCACCUUCCUGCUGUACACCAGCUUCCACCUGUCCAGAAAACCCAUCAGCAUCGUCAAGAGUGAGCUGCAUAAGAACUGCUCAGCUCUCAAUGAGCUCUCCACAGCCAGUAGUAGCCAGCUGUCAGACCUCCACACAGCUGCAGAGUGCAGCUGGAAACCCUUUGAUAAAAGCAACUAUAAGCAGCUGCUGGGAGCCAUGGACUACUCCUUCCUCUGUGCCUAUGCCGUGGGCAUGUUCCUCAGUGGCAUCAUCGGUGAGCGCCUGCCCAUCCGUCUGUACCUGACGUUUGGCAUGCUGAUGAGCGGCCUCUUCACCUGUCUAUUUGGCCUGGGCUACAUUUACAACAUCCACAGCCUUGGCUUCUAUAUAUUUGUCCAGGUGGCUAAUGGCUUGGUUCAGACCACUGGCUGGCCCAGUGUUGUCACAUGCAUCGGGAACUGGUUUGGCAAGGGAAGGAGGGGUCUGAUCAUGGGCAUAUGGAACUCCCACACCUCGGUGGGCAACAUCUUGGGCUCUCUGAUCGCAGGCUACUGGGUCUCCUCCAACUGGGGCUUGUCCUUCAUCGUUCCCGGCCUCAUCAUCGCCGCCAUGGGAAUCAUCUGCUUCCUCUUCCUCAUUGAACAUCCAAAUGAUCUUAGAAGCAUCCAUGCUGUACAGAACCCUGCUCCCUGCAGCAACAAUCGAAAGCUGACGAACUGGAAUGGGACGAAUGGACACAAGCAACUGUACCAUUCAUACAAACAGGGAGACAAAUAUCAGAACUGGGACACAGAGCCGCUGCUCCCUCAGGACAAUAGUAGUGUUUCUGUCCCAGUACAGCAGGUGGUGGUGGUGAAGAGCGAAUCAGAGCCCUCGGCCAUCAGCUUCAUGGGAGCUCUACGCAUUCCGGGAGUGAUAGAGUUCUCGCUCUGUUUGCUGUUUGCCAAGCUGGUCAGCUACACCUUCCUCUUCUGGCUGCCACUCUACAUCACGAAAACGGCUCACCUAGAUGCCAAGAAGGCCGGAGAUCUCUCCACUCUAUUUGACGUUGGAGGAAUUGUGGGGGGAAUAUUGGCUGGGGUCAUAUCUGAUAAGCUGGGAAAGAGAGCCACCACCUGUGCAGUGAUGCUGCUGCUGGCUGCUCCUAUACUUUAUGGCUUCUCCAUGAUCAGCGAGUUUGGACUGGGACCGACCAUCGGUAUGCUACUGGUGUGUGGAGGACUUGUGAAUGGGCCAUAUGCCCUUAUUACAACAGCAGUGGCUGCUGAUCUGGGAACACACAAGAGCCUCAAGGGCAACGCCAGGGCCCUUUCUACUGUCACGGCCAUCAUUGACGGCACAGGAUCAGUAGGUGCAGCAAUAGGCCCCCUUCUGGCAGGAGUGUUGUCGUCACAGGGCUGGGAUCAGGUCUUCUACAUGCUGAUGGCAGCUGACUUCCUUGCACUGCUGCUGUUGCUGCGGCUGGUGACGAAGGAGCUGACCUCUGGUAACGUGGUUAAACCUCGUUCUGGCAGCACCACUGUAGAAGACGGACCGACGGCUCUCGGGGUUUUCCAAUUCGGGCACGGAACGGAGUGGUAGCCUAUAGCCCGCAAUCCGACUCCUCGGCAGCGGCGAGAGAGGCUUGAGGGGUGGAGAGAGAUGGGAUCAGCUUCUUCGGCGUACCGAGUAAUCUACCUGGACGUGGAUGGCAGAAUUCAGAAGGUAUAACUGUCAAUCAACCGUUAUGUCAGCCUGUUUCAUCAUCAACCUACACCCUGCCCUGUAGGCCUAACCGGGAAGAGAUAGAUAGUUAUGUUGUCUAUAGAAUAGGAAACCCUCAAUAGCAUAUUGUAUAAUAUUCAUAUACAAAUCGUGGUUAAAAUGAAUAACCUAAUGUCAUUGAUAAUGCAACAAAAAUCUAUUCACUUUUUGAUGGAUUGUGCAUAUGCCAGACACACUUGAUUUACUGUUUAAAGGGUGCGCCGCUUCACUUUUCGCCCCCCGCUUCACUUUUAUAAAAAGAUGUCGUUUUUUGUGUCCCUUGAGGAUUUCCCAAACUGGUGGCGAGAGAAUCAGACCAAACCACCUCAGAUCACGCGCUUGUAGUGUUCGGGCCUCUGAUUGGACACUGACGCACAAACGGUCGGGACCUGUAUGUGCAGAUGUUAAUUUUCUCUCGCAUGCCAGCAUAGUUGAGGAGACAAACUCCUACUAUGUGUCCAGGUUUAACGUGGUGGGGCGUCACUCGUAAACAGUCGGUUAAAUGCACGGUUAACGCAUAAUGUUUUUACCUAUUAGAAGCAAUUAAUACCCGAAACAACGUCAUCAUCGAACCAAACGACUGGCCAGAGAUCAGGGCAUUCCUCAGCAAGGCUUUUCCUGGCAGUCGGAUGAGGCAAUCGAAGGAGGAUGCAGUGAAUUGACUAUAUUGGCCUUAUGACCUUGAAUUUAGUAAAGCUUGCUCUGGAAUUGAUUUAUGCUUCUAAUUGCACAUGUUGAAUAUCAGUUGUUUUAUUUAGAUUAUGCUAUAGUUUACUUUAUGGCCGGAUUUGAAAUGUACUUUUUCCAAUGCUACAUUCAUUUGACAGACCUUACUUGAAUGAUUCUCCCUCUUUCUUCAAAGUAAAGGCCUAGUCUAUGAUAGGCCUAUUCAUAUUUGUAUUACUAUUUUAUUGCAGGCUAUAGGCUAAUAGGUCAUGAACUCGUUCAUUUAUAAUAUUUUUAUUUGAUUACAAUUAUUUAUUGUUAUUCAUUCUUGAAAUAGAAAAGCAUACAUAUUCUACUAUAUUGCCCUAGAUAGCCUGUAUCACAUGGAAUUACCUUUUUAUCCUGUAGAUAGGUGUUGAAUUGCACUCAUUUGAUAGCGGUGCUUGACUUAGACUGAAAUAGGUGCCAGUACUCAUUUUGGGUGCUGGUACUGUUUAUAUUUAGGUGCAGGAGCUCCACAAUACUUUUGAGCUAAUAUUCUAUAAGAGGAACAGGAGCUCAAGCAGUGGAAAAUUUGAGGUGCUGGUGAGUUCCUGCCCAAGUCCAGCACUGUUUGAAAGACCUAACUUGAAUGAUUGGCCAUCUUUAGUAGCCUAUUUCUCCUAUAAAGUGUGGUCUAUGAUAGGCCUUUUAAAUAUUUGUAUUGUAUUCAUAUUUAAUUAAAGCAUAGUUAGGCUAUACAUGUAUAGUAAUGAACUGAUUAUACGUUUGGUCAAUUUCUUUCAUUAGAAAAAAAAAACUUUUGAUAUUGUAUUCUAUUAUAUAUGUUAAUAAUGCUGUUAUUGAUGUUUAUCAGAGAUAUGUUCAGAAUAAAGAAACUGUCACAAGA
Molecule: messenger RNA, 3777 nt
Organism: Salmo salar (Atlantic salmon)
Lineage: Eukaryota; Metazoa; Chordata; Actinopteri; Salmoniformes; Salmonidae
Product: glucose-6-phosphate exchanger SLC37A1
Biological process (GO): phosphate ion transmembrane transport; glucose-6-phosphate transport
Cellular component (GO): endoplasmic reticulum membrane
Molecular function (GO): glucose 6-phosphate:phosphate antiporter activity
Source: RefSeq, a predicted model, not a curated record